Musca vetustissima is the source of this 1479-nucleotide messenger RNA. RefSeq names its product opsin Rh1-like. Gene Ontology annotation, molecular function: G protein-coupled receptor activity. Gene Ontology annotation, biological process: phototransduction; visual perception; G protein-coupled receptor signaling pathway. Gene Ontology annotation, cellular component: membrane. The coding region runs from base 1 to 1479 and encodes 492 amino acids. The record is from RefSeq and is a predicted model, not a curated record. The transcript has 6 exons. Lineage: Eukaryota; Metazoa; Arthropoda; Insecta; Diptera; Muscidae.
AUGGCUGGGAUCACCGUGGUGUCCAGUUCAUCACCAGUUAGGGUGAGAUUCAGUAGCAGUUCCUCCACAUUGCUCUUCCGAAUAGCCGGUUCGUCAACGUUCGGAUUUGAAAUUGAUGCACUUGUAACAGAUACAGCUGCAGGUGUCAAGGCAUCCACACCUAGAACAGCCGGAUCACAAUCGCUUGAACUCGACGACACGUGGCUUGUGACCUCACCAACGAUUGCCGCCUGUAAUGGUUUAUUAUCUCCCUACACCGUAAGGGAACUACCCCGAUCCCUUUUGGUCCACGGGGGAUUCAAAGAUCCCCAAGGUUUCCACGAAGUGCAGAGAAAAGUUGACCUGGGUCAGUUCUACUCUGUACAUAAUGGAGACCCCUUCCCAUACGCCACCCGGGAAGACGCGCCUAGACCAUUUAAAAUUCAUUUGAAUAUAUUUCAGGUAACACCCGACAUGGCCCACCUAAUAAAUCCCUAUUGGAAUCAAUUUCCUCCCAUGGAUCGGAUGUGGUAUAAUUUGUUGACUUUGUAUAUGCUAGCCAUAGGCAUAAUAUCGUGGUGUGGUAAUGGCGUUGUCAUCUACAUUUUCUCCACAACAAAAUCUCUUCGCACACCAGCCAAUUUGUUGAUCAUUAAUUUGGCCCUAUCCGAUUUUGGAAUGAUGCUGUUGAACACACCGAUGAUGGGUAUUAAUUUAUAUUAUCGCACUUGGAUUUUGGGACCAAUGAUGUGUGAUGUUUAUGCCGGAUUGGGUUCGGCAUUCGGUUGCAGUUCAAUAUGGUCAAUGUGUAUGAUAUCGUUGGAUCGUUAUAAUGUCAUUGUGAAGGGUAUGGCUGGACAUCCGAUGACCAUAAAGUGGGCGAUAAUUAAGAUCCUAUUCAUCUGGUCUUUGGCAAGUGUAUGGACUGUGGCACCCGUUUUUGGAUGGAGUAGAUAUGUACCCGAGGGCAACUUAAUCUCAUGCGGCAUAGAUUAUUUGGAUCGUUCCUGGAAUUCACGAAGUUAUUUGAUGUGCUACACCAUAUUUGUCUACUAUAUACCAUUGUUCUUGAUCUGCUACUCAUAUUGGUAUAUUAUUGCGGCUGUCUCGGCCCAUGAGAAGGCAAUGCGUGAGCAAGCCAAAAAGAUGAAUGUUAAAUCGUUGCGGACCUCCGAUGAUGAUGAAAAAUCUGCCGAGGGUAAAUUGGCCAUCGUGGCAUUGGUUACGAUCUCCUUGUGGUUUGUGGCCUGGACUCCAUAUCAGGUGAUCAACACAUUGGGUUUAUUUAAAUAUGAGGGUCUGACGCCAUUGAAUACGAUUUGGGGUGCCUGUUUUGCCAAAUCCGCAGCUUGUUAUAAUCCCAUUGUCUAUGGUAUCAGCCAUCCAAAGUAUCGUGCUGCUUUAAAGGAAAAAUGUCCUUGCUUCGUGUUUGGCAGUGUGGAGAAGACCAAGGCAAAUGAUGUUUCCUCACAGACUACCACAACUGAAACGAAGGCUUAA